AUGAAUUCGUAUUUUGCGAACCCGUCGCUCUCUUGUCAUUUAUCCGGUGGUCAAGACGUUAUGCCCAACAUGCCACUAAGUACAAAUACGUACGAUCAGGUCAGACAUUUUCCGUCUUAUGCCUCCACGGUUACACGAAACCGAAUUUACGCGUCCCCCUUUUAUUCGCAUCAAGACAACGUUGUUUUUGGGUCAAGCAGGGGAGCAUACGAGUAUGGAUCCAACGUGUUUCUUCAAGACAAGGAAGUGCUGCCCAGCUGCGGGCAAACUAGUAUGGGAAUCAACGCUCAGAACCACGUAGGUCAGGACUACAGCCUGGAACAAGGUCGAGGCGUAGCGCAGGAGCACAGGGGAAACCAGAUCCAGAUCUACCCGUGGAUGCAGCGCAUGAAUUCGCACAGCGGACUUGGCUAUGGGUCAGACAGAAGAAGAGGUCGACAGAUUUACUCUCGAUACCAAACUUUGGAGCUGGAAAAGGAGUUUCACUUCAACCGCUACUUGACCAGGCGCAGACGGAUUGAGAUUGCCAAUGCUCUUUGCCUAACAGAGCGUCAAAUUAAAAUCUGGUUUCAGAACCGACGCAUGAAAUGGAAAAAAGAAACCAACCUGACUUCGACUACAACGGAGACCGAAUCGACAAGUCCUAACCAGGGGACAGAAAAACAGAGCAAGCAAGAGGACGAAGUUAAAAAAAAAGAGUAGUGUGUGUGUGUGUGUGUGUGUGUGUGUGUGGGUGUGUGUUUAUACAUACAUGCAUACAUACACAACUGCAACAAAACUACCUAUGUUUGUAUCGAUUAAAUACAUAACCUGCAUGGAUUGC
Molecule: messenger RNA, 823 nt
Organism: Trichomycterus rosablanca
Lineage: Eukaryota; Metazoa; Chordata; Actinopteri; Siluriformes; Trichomycteridae
Gene: hoxc6a
Product: homeobox C6a
Exons: 2
Coding region: 1-702 (233 amino acids)
Biological process (GO): anterior/posterior pattern specification; regulation of transcription by RNA polymerase II
Cellular component (GO): nucleus
Molecular function (GO): RNA polymerase II cis-regulatory region sequence-specific DNA binding; DNA-binding transcription factor activity, RNA polymerase II-specific
Source: RefSeq, a predicted model, not a curated record